Clupea harengus (Atlantic herring) is the source of this 2089-nucleotide messenger RNA. RefSeq names its product abhydrolase domain containing 18 (gene abhd18). Bases 250 to 1674 code for a protein of 474 amino acids. The record is from RefSeq and is a predicted model, not a curated record. The transcript has 13 exons. Lineage: Eukaryota; Metazoa; Chordata; Actinopteri; Clupeiformes; Clupeidae.
UCUUCCCUUAAAUAUUUUGUGUAGCUAACAUGCAGCAAAAACAUACAUUCAGUCAUUGUAAUGUAGGCAAAUGAUUACACAAUUCUCAAAGUCAUCGGCAAAGACAUUGCUAUGUCCACACCUGCUGGUGGAGGGGACGAACUGUCAAUGAACUUUCGACAGGUUCCGUUACCAGUAACUACUUCCAUGCCACCAAUGCAAGUAAGACCAUAGACAGCGGGUCUGGGCAGUAAAUGAGAGGCCUUACAGAUGGGGGUUAGUCGACUUGAUGUGCUUUAUAGAAGGCUUCUCCUGACCAAGCUGUUCAUCCAAGGAUGGGGAAAGCCAGAGGACCUAAAAAGAAUAUUUGAGUUCAGGAAAAUUAUUGGUGACCGAGAGAAGUGUAAGCACCUGGUACCCAAGGAUUAUCCUGUUUAUAUUGAUAAGGUAGAGGAUGAGUCAGACUGCAAAAUUCAUAAUGGCCAUUUUAUAUCACCCCUGGAGGAGAUUGUGCCAGGUGUCUUGCCAACAGAGUCCGUAAAAGCCAGGUUCCAGUUUAUCGUGCCCAAGAAAUGGAAGAAGCACCACCCCGUGUGCAUACACCUGGCAGGAACAGGUGACCACUUUUUCUGGAGGAGGCGUACCCUUAUGGCCAGGCCAAUGAUAAAGGAGGCAGGAAUGGCAUCCCUGCUGCUGGAGAACCCAUACUAUGGAUACCGGAAACCAAAAGACCAGCUACGCUCCAGUCUGAAGAACGUGUCCGACCUGUUCGUUAUGGGGGCGGCACUCAUCCUGGAGUCGGCCGUGCUGCUCCACUGGCUGGAGAGGGAGGGCUACUGGCCACUGGGCAUGACCGGAAUCUCCAUGGGCGGCCAUAUGGCAUCUUUGGCUGUGACAAACUGGCCCAAACCUAUUCCUCUGGUGCCCUGCCUCUCCUGGACCACAGCCUCCAGUGUAUUUACCACAGGUGUUUUAAGCAAAGCUGUUAACUGGAGACAACUUGAGAAACAGUAUGCCAUGCACACGGUGUAUGAAGAAGAGAUCAUAAGAAUGCUGGAGUACUGUGGGACCGAUUCAUUCAGGAUGGGCCAAGACUUUGUGAAGUUCUCCCCUGGCAGCUUUGACCUGGAGCUCUCCCAUGAACUGCUGGGCCUGGACCAGCAGGAGAGGCAGCACAUGGGCCUGCGGUCCUCGUCUCUGCGCUUACGGGCAGGCGGAGGAGGAAACGAAACGGACAGCGGCAAAGGGAGCGAGCUGUCGGGCGGGUCAGCGCACGAGCAGCUGGACCACAUGCUGUCGGCGGUGAGCAGCAGCGGGCCGCACAUCGAUAUGCUCCACGCCAAGAGCAUCGCCCGCGCCGCCGCCGGCCGAGUUGGGGCCAGGGGAGGAAUGGGUCAGCGCGACUCACUCCAGAGGCAGUCACUCUUCUUCAUGAAGGGAGUCAUGGAUGAGUGCACCCACAUUGCCAACUUCUCAGUCCCUGUGGACCCCAGCCUGAUCAUCAUAGUGCUGGCCAAGGAGGAUGCCUAUAUCCCCCGCACUGGUGUGAGGAGUCUGCAGGAGAUCUGGCCUGACUGUGAAGUUCGUUAUCUCAAUGGAGGCCACAUCAGCGCCUACCUCUUCAAACAGGGACUUUUCAGGCGAGCUAUUUAUGAUGCCUACGACCGAUUUCUUCAAAAGUAUUCCAGUCUUUAGCAGUUUGUUUUGGAACCCACUCCAUUAACAAGCAUGCUGUUAACUCAAACAAAGCCAAGGUGUGUACAGUGAAGAACAUGGUAGACUUCUGAUGACUGAAGAAUCUUGAAGGAAUCCUCAUACAAUGGGACAGAUACUGUGGUGCUAUCAGCAGCAUUAUUUGGUAUUUACAUACAAAAAAAGUAUUAGUAUUAGUAUUUAUAAGAAAAUAUCCAUUGAUCAGUUCACCUGAUCUUCAUGCCAAUCCACAACUUGUGCUAACCUGUUUUCACAGUUCCUUGCAGCACCUCCUUAUCCUGGUUGCCUUCCACUGUGUUACUACGCAUUGCAGGGAAAGUUUUUUAAUAAAAGUAUUGUAUUUUUGGAUAAAGAUAAAUGCUGUUUCACAAUGACUAUUAAAGAAGGUUCCAGUUGA